AUGCCUUUGACCAAAUCAUCAUCUAAUUACAAUAAUGUUAUUCCAAUCACCCACGCAUUAGUUUUAAAAUUUCUCGAAUCAAAUAAAUAUUUUAAUACAUUAAAAGAAUUUCGUAAAGAAGCCAAUCAAAUUAUUGAAGAAAAUGAUGAAAUAUUUGAUAACCCGUCAUCUACUAAACCAUUAUUAGCUAUUGUACAAGAUCAUUUAGUGGAUGAAUUGAAAAAGGGUGUAGAAAAUUGGAAUUUAGAUGAAAUAAAAAUCGAUAAAGAUUUAUAUUCUUCGGAAAAAGCUUUAUAUCCAAAAUACAUUUGCGAAACCUUUUCUCAAAUUCAUUCUUCAAAUAUUCUCGCCGUUCGUCUUCAUGAUAUUACAUUAUCUUCUUACGUUGACAAAGAUUAUGAAACUACUUCUACUGCAGCAUUAAUCACUGGAUCAGCGGAUAAAACCAUAAAAUUUACUUCUUUACUCACCGGAGAUACUUUUAAUACUUUUGAUUUUCAUAAAGGUGGAGUUCUUGCAAUAGAUUUUCAUCCUAUUCGCUCAAAUUUAAUGUUAUCUGCUUCGGUGGAUGGAAGUUGUGUUAUAAUGGAUACUUUUACUAUGGAAGUUAAACAAACAUUUAAAGAUCACAAAAAAUCCGUUGUUAGAGCAAAGUUUUCUCCUAAUGGUUUAUUAAUUGUGACGGCAAGUUAUGAUCACACUUUGAAUUUUUAUAAAACAGCCAAUGGUUCUCAUCAAGAUACUCUUUUAUCACCAAUAUCUCCAAUAAAUUCAUCAUCUCCUUUAUCCCCUUCUACCCCUCUUCCCAUUUAUUCUAAAAUUCAUUCAAUUACUUUUGAUUCAAAUAUUGAAUCUCUUAGUUUUCUUCCGGAUUCAUCCUUUUUAAUAGUUGGUAUUAGAGAAUCCAAUUAUCUUCAUUAUAUCAAUCUUCAACAAUCACAAAAUAAGUUCGAAAUUACAAAAUAUAAUAUGAAUUCUAAUGGUGAUGAUUGGGUAUCAUUUACAGCUAUGGAUAUUAUUCCUAGUCCAAAUAAUAAUGGUAAAUAUUUAUUGGUUUCUACUGAUGAUGAAAGUGGUAGAAUUAUUUUAUUUAAAACAUUUAACAAGAAUGGAGUGAAUGGCAAGAAUGGCGUGAAUGGCAAGAAUAGAGUGAAUGGCGUGAAUGGCAAGAAUAGAGUGAAUGGCGUGAAUGGCAAGAAUGACGUGAACGGAACGAAUGGAAACAAAGUGAAUGGCAAAGAUAACGUGAAUGGAAAAAAUGGGAAUAACGUGAAUCAAUCAAAAAUAUUAAUUCAAGUAGCAAACUUUUAUGACACAGAUAUUCCCUCCUCUUAUAAUAUUUUAGAUAAUUUAGAUAAUAUACCAGCUUCACCUGCAUCAUUUUCAAAUUCUUCCAAUUUAAUAUCUCGAAAAUUUACAAACCCUCGUCUUCUUUGGCAUCCAUCUGGUAAUUUCUUUUAUUCUUAUGGAAUAGAUUCAAACAUCCGUGUAUAUUCUUUACGCACAAAGAAAUUAAUUGAUCAAAUUGAAGGUCAUACCGAUUUAGUAAGAGGAAUGUGGUAUGAUAUAGAAAGAGAUUUGUUAGUUACUUGUGGAUUUGAUAAAUGUGUUAAAAUUUGGUGUAGUGAUGAGUUAUCUAGUUGUGACCGCGCUGGAAAAACUACGCAAGCAACAAAAUUAUUUGAAUACCUUCAAAGUCUUGGACAUCCAGUUAAACUAUGGAAAUUUCCAGAAAGAAAAACAUUAAUAGGACAAGUAAUCGAUGAAUAUUUAAAAAAGACUAGAGAAUUAGACGAUAAAACAAUUCAUUUAUUAUUUUCAGCGAAUAGAUGGGAAUGCAUGUCAACUAUGAAAGAGGAUAUUCUUAAUGGUACAACUUUGAUCGUUGAUCGAUAUGCUUACUCUGGUCUGGCAUUUUCAGCAGCCAAAGGGUUAGAAUUAGAAUGGUGUAAAUAUCCUGAUAGAGGAUUAUUGACACCUGAUAUAAUUUUCUUUACGGAUUUAUCAUCCGAGGAUGCAGCAAAAAGAGGCGGAUUUGGUGAGGAAAGAUAUGAAAAUCAAUCAUUUCAAAAAAAAGUUAGAAAAAUAUAUUUGUCACUUAAAGAUCCUACUUGGAAAAUAUUAGAUGCAAGACAAUCAAUAUCGGAGCUUCAUGAUCAAAUUGAAAAAAUGUCGUUGACAAUAAUUCAAAAAUGUAAAGAAUUACCAUUAAAAGAAGAUUUAUUCAAGGAUAAAUGA
Molecule: messenger RNA, 2238 nt
Organism: Diversispora eburnea
Lineage: Eukaryota; Fungi; Glomeromycota; Glomeromycetes; Diversisporales; Diversisporaceae
Source: the annotation of a GenBank genome assembly